AAGACCUUUACGUCAACUAAAACAAAGAUUACUGCCACAGCAGGUUGAAGUAUCAAAUCAGAGACGUUCAGGGGCAUACAACAGGGCAUGAAGUUUCAGAGCUAGAGCAUUCUUAUCUGCCAAGCCCAGAGACUCAACUCAAAAGACGCUUUAAGAUAUGUCGACGCACAAACACGAAUCUGGGAAUGCCAACGACUCGCCAUCGAGGCUACCUAGGCCUCAUCCUUUCAGCGUUGUGUCGCUGAUGUGCGACCGUGAUUUACAAAAGCCUCGCUCGAGUCCAACGUCGAGCAAAUCCGAACACAAGUUCUCAGUCGAAAGUCUUCUUCAGCACGGCUGUAGCAAGGAACAGCAAACGAGUUUGACGCUUGCAGAGCCGAUCAAGCGAAAUCUUAACGGAGUCGAGGAACGUGUGAUCAAAGAUGGUUUCUCAUCGUGGCUAAACUCUCCGAGAUACAGCCCAGCAAGAAUUCGCACGCAAAUCAGCCCGACCAAAUGUCAACUUCGCAAACACAAGACAAAUCGUAAGCCACGGACGCCAUUCACGACAACACAGCUUCUGGCAUUGGAGAGAAAGUUCCGUCAAAAACAAUACUUGUCUAUCGCCGAGCGCGCCGAAUUCUCGUCGUCCCUCAAUCUCACGGAGACACAGGUCAAGAUCUGGUUUCAAAAUCGCCGAGCAAAAGCGAAGAGACUUCACGAGGCCGAAAUUGAAAAAUAUAAGUUGGUCACGAAACCGAUACUGCUUCCGCCAAGCGUACCGAUUGCACCCCCGUCGUAUGCCACUACACGAAGUACCUGCACGACAGGAUGUCCGCAGACUCAUCCCCAUGGUCUGCCUCCCCUGUUCAUUAUUCCCCUCAAGGACAAUCCCCGUAUGUUGGUAUGA
This is a messenger RNA of Dendronephthya gigantea, 889 nucleotides long. RefSeq names its product homeobox protein XHOX-7.1-like. Gene Ontology annotation, molecular function: RNA polymerase II transcription regulatory region sequence-specific DNA binding; DNA-binding transcription factor activity, RNA polymerase II-specific. Lineage: Eukaryota; Metazoa; Cnidaria; Anthozoa; Malacalcyonacea; Nephtheidae. Gene Ontology annotation, cellular component: nucleus. The transcript is spliced from 2 exons. Bases 158 to 889 code for a protein of 243 amino acids. The record is from RefSeq and is a predicted model, not a curated record. Gene Ontology annotation, biological process: regulation of transcription by RNA polymerase II; embryonic morphogenesis.